Messenger RNA from Trichomonas vaginalis G3, 519 nucleotides. RefSeq lists its product as uncharacterized. The coding region runs from base 1 to 519 and encodes 172 amino acids. The record is from RefSeq and is a predicted model, not a curated record. NCBI's taxonomy places the organism in Eukaryota, Parabasalia, Trichomonadida, Trichomonadidae. The transcript has a single exon.
AUGCCAAAAAUCCCUGCUGAGCCCCUGCUCUUUACCCCUCAGCCCAAACGUCGUAAAAUGAGCCAAUAUAGUCCACGUAGUGAACGUAAGCUUCCAAUUCCUCUUUAUUCUGAAAAUGAAUUCAAAGAUUACAUGCUUAAUCCUCAUAACUUAAAACCAAACUUUAAUUGUGUUGUUAAAUCAAUAGUUAGUCUCUCCUUUGGAAUUGAACAUCUUGAUCGUGUCAAAAAACAAAUUAACGAAUAUUUAGAAACUCUACAACCAAUUAAUUCUUCAAUGAAGCAGAUUGUAGACCUUAUUCUGGUGGCUGCUCGGUCUCCUUUUGUUAUAAUCGAAAUUUUAUUCAAUUCAUUUUUCAAAUUGUCCGAAAAGGUUACUCCAGAUGCCCACCAAAUAUCGCUAAUUACUGAGUCAUUCAAUGAUUACGUUAAUGAUUUUACAAUACUUUAUCCAAAUGAUUUCAAAGAAUCUAUUCAUAAUAUCCAAAGCAAACUUAAGCUCUACUGCUUAGAUGAAUGA